AUGGUUAAGGACGAUAAAGAUGUCAUCGCUGAAUUCAAUGAAUACGUCAACAUGACGCCCUCUGAGCUGGAGAAAUGGCUCAAAUCCGAUGAAUCCAGCGAGGCUGGGUGGCGCAAAGAUGGUGGGGAUGGCAAGUCCGUCGGCCAGGAUUCCGGCGAGAAGAUCAUCGAGAUUCUGAAAGCCAACCCUAAGAAGGACCCGGAGAAGUAUACUGAGGAGCAGAUUCAGCACAUGCGGAAGGUUGCUUCAUACUGCAAGCGGCACUUGGCUCAGGAGUCUGGAAGCCUUGAGGAAAAGGAUCCAGAGGACGCCAAGAAGACCAAGUCAUAUAUCAGCCUGAAGAAUUGGGGUCAUGACCCGCUCAAGGCACAGGGCAAAAGCGAGUCUACUGGCAAGAAUGGGAGCAAGUCUGGCUCCAAGAAGAAGGGAGAAGAGGAAGAGGACGACGCACAAGAAGAGCAGGAGGAGAACGGAGAGGAGGAAGAACAAGAUGCUGAGGAAGCUGAGAAGAAAGCCGGCGAUAAGCGGAAGAAAUCUGGUCAGCAGAAUGGAGCGAAUAAGAAGAGAGAGACCCGUCAGGGAGCUGCAUCGAAGAGGAAUGGCGAAGGUGAGGCUGAUCAGAAAGAGGAGGACGAUGAGGGUGGCGAGGAGAAUGGCGAGGAGGAAGAAGAAGAGGAUGGAGACGAUGACUCGGGUGGAAAGAAGUCAUCUAAGAAUGGACCCAAAAAGGGCGAGAAAGUCAGCUGGAAUUGGGGUAGUGGCAACCCCACGGGCAAAGUGCUUGACGUGAAAGAGGAUGAAGCAACCAUCACGACAAAGCGGGGCAAUGAGGUAUCUCGUAAAGGUGACCCCGAGGAUCCGGCUGUCAUCUUGGACACGGGGAAGUCCAAGGCUAUUAAAUCAGCUCAUGAGUUGAACUGA
Diaporthe amygdali is the source of this 921-nucleotide messenger RNA. RefSeq lists its product as uncharacterized. The transcript has 2 exons. The coding region runs from base 1 to 921 and encodes 306 amino acids. NCBI's taxonomy places the organism in Eukaryota, Fungi, Ascomycota, Sordariomycetes, Diaporthales, Diaporthaceae. The record is from RefSeq and is a predicted model, not a curated record.